UCGCUGCCGCUGGCAAGGGAGUGACACCGAUCGAGCUGACGACCAAAGGCGUCAAGCUAACAUCCAAAGCAACUAUUCUUUUUUUUUUCCUUUUUUUGUGGAAAGAACUAUCCAGUACUAGGAUGGCAACAGCGCGAGCUCUCCGGCUAGUGGCCUCGAGGCCGUCCGCCACCCACCGCAGCCUCCUGGCCGUGCACCGCCGUCUCCUGUCCGCCUCGACGGAAGCCGGUGGCGCGGGUGACGCCGCCGUGCAUUCCGGCGACGCGAGGAGUGAAGACUACACGGAACGUCCCCCGAGGUUCUCCGGCGCCGAGGAUGCCACCAAAGGAGGCGGCCACGGCAAGCACGCGCCGACGCCACCGGCGCCCGGCGUCAAGGAGCGCGUCCCGCCGUUCGCGUCCUCGGGGAAGCUGGGGUCCCGUCAGGAGCUCGCUGACCCAGCAGGAGCCUCGUCGUUCACGCAGAAGCGUCGACUGUCCGCCGGCGCGGGGCUGGCGCGCGACUCGCGCGAGGAGGCGACGCCCGGCGGCGAGGAGUCCGCGGCGCGGAAGGUGAGGGAGGAGGACCGGGUGUACUACCGGACGCACAAGCCGUCGCCGCUGGCGGAGGUGGAGUUCGCCGACACGAGGAAGCCCAUCACGCGCGCCACGGACGGCGGCGCCGCGGACCGGUACGCGGAUGUGCCGGCCCGGGUGGUGGAGGACACGGCGGACGACUCGCUGGCGCGCGCCGAGGCCAUGUUCCGGGAGGCCGCGUCGCGCGGGAACCCCGAGUGGCCGCACUCCCGCGCGCUCGCCGAGAUGCUGGCCCGGCACGAACAAGCAGGGGACGACGCGGGGAGCAGGGCGGCCUGGGGAAGCUGAGGAGAGACUUGUAGCGUGCACGUCCUACGUAAUGUUCCUCCUGUAGUCCUGUACUAGACUAACUAGUACUGUAUGAGCCGCUGCCUUGGUUUUGUAGGGUUAGAUAGACUUAUAAAAACUGCUACUGUUGUUGGGCAUCUGGACUCUGUAAAUUGAACGCAAUAAAGAAGCAGUUUAGCUUUCA
Molecule: messenger RNA, 1047 nt
Organism: Panicum hallii
Lineage: Eukaryota; Viridiplantae; Streptophyta; Magnoliopsida; Poales; Poaceae
Exons: 1
Coding region: 123-863 (246 amino acids)
Source: RefSeq, a predicted model, not a curated record